Messenger RNA from Rhodofomes roseus, 1878 nucleotides. Its product is annotated as mitochondrial amino-acid acetyltransferase. The transcript has 3 exons. The record is from RefSeq and is a predicted model, not a curated record. Gene Ontology annotation, cellular component: mitochondrial matrix. Gene Ontology annotation, molecular function: arginine binding; L-glutamate N-acetyltransferase activity, acting on acetyl-CoA as donor. Gene Ontology annotation, biological process: L-arginine biosynthetic process. Lineage: Eukaryota; Fungi; Basidiomycota; Agaricomycetes; Polyporales; Fomitopsidaceae. Bases 1 to 1878 code for a protein of 625 amino acids.
AUGAUCCCACCCUCCGUCCGCCAGGGCACCUGCAGGAUAGCGCCUGCGGCGAGCCAGUCUCGCUCCGCGCAGACGUUCAAAGCCUUCUAUGCUACGAUACGAAACAACUGGCGGCAGCCACCAGCCCCUGCAGAGCCCGAAGAUGUCGAUCCCUCCGACAAGGACUUCAUAAUGUCUAUCUUGCGCGCGAAUCCCUCCCUGCGCGACACUCGGUCCUACCUCGCCUCAUUCGGACCUCGUCCCAAGCCCCCAUCGCCUGCCCCAGCGAAGUCGACGGAGGAGCCCGCCCCCACUGCCAUCCAAGAACACAGCACGAAAGAUGCUAUUCCGCCGGACAUCUCCCAGCAGCUCCAGAGCCCCGUCGUCGCGUCGAUCCUCAAUCCGAUCGUGCGGCGCACGGCCUUGGUGAAGAUCCAGGCGCCGUUCACAGACCGGCAGCUGGAGAGUAUCGCGACUGGUAUGGUCUACCUCGAGAAGCUGGGGCUUGUCAGCGUCAUCGUCGUGGAGAACGACAGCCUGCCGAAGGGCGAGGCAGGCGAGCGCGCCGCGCUGUCGGAGGAGACGAUGCGCGUCGUGAACGCACUCGAGAAGCAAGGCGCGAAGGCGCGUCCAGUGCUCGGCGCUGUCGUCCGUCUCGGCCCCAAACCAGGGGACGAUGAACUGGCGGAGCAACAGCGAGGAUUUGUCGUCCCAGAGGCACACACCUUCCCCUCCGACCUCGUCCACAUUCGCUCUGCACUCCAAGCAGGGGAGAUCCCUGUGCUCCCACCCCUUGCACUCGAUUCGUUCUGCCGCUCCGUCAGGGUGGACGCGAGCGACGUCGUCGCUGCGCUUACCCGGGGUAUGGUGGAAGCAGCGGCUCAGGAUGGCCGCAGUCGGGACCCGGGCUUCGACGGACACUCGGAAGACAUGGAUUUGACACCGCUGCGUCUGAUGAUUAUCAACAAAGAAGGCGGGGUCCCUUCUUACGCGCGCUCCGGGCUCCCUCACCUCCUGGUCAACCUCAACGCGGAGUAUCCUUACAUCCAAGACACAUUCGAUCCUCGUUGGCGUGCUUCGCACCCUACUGCAUUGUCUAACCUGGCUCUCGCACGCACAUGUCUCGAGUACAUGCCGCCCUCUUCAUCCGCCGUCAUGGUAUCCCACCGCUCACCGAGUUCGCUCAUAGCGAACCUCAUCACGAACAAGCCCGCGGUCAGCUCUAGUCUUCCGCACGCCCUGCUGCAAGGUAACCGCAAGCUCACGCCUGCGACCCCCACGCUCCUCCGGCGGGGGCUGCCCGUCCGUGUCAUCCGUACCCUAGCGGAUGUUGACAAGGUGAAGCUCAAGGCCCUCCUGGAGCAGUCCUUCCAGCGCAUCCUAGAUGAGGAGUCUUUCUGGCACCGCCUCGAAACUCACCUCGACUACGUGAUCGUCGCAGGGGACUACGCCGGCGCUGCCGUCGUCACGCGCGAGGGCGGGCACGGCGCCGACGGCGAGCCCAUCACGUACCUCGACAAGUUCGCGGUGCUGCCGAGCCACCAGGGCGACGGCACGGUGGACUUCCUCUGGGUCGCGCUGCACGACGAGUCGUACGGGCUCGGCCUGCCCUUCUCCGCGAACCCGAACGGGGGCAAGGAGGGCAAGGGCGAGGGACGCGACCUCGUCUGGCGGAGCCGCGCGGACAACCCCGUGAACAAGUGGUACUUCGAGCGCAGCUCCGGGCACAUCCGCAUGGGCCGCUGGGUGCUGUUCUGGUGCGACGCGGAGGUGCGCCUGAAGACGAUAGAGGGCCGCCGCGGCAGCCAGGGACUGUCGUACGUGGAAGACUGGGAGCAUGGCCGGCUCACGCACUGGGCUGAGGUCGUCGACAAGAUACCUUCGAGCUGGAAAAAGUAG